Molecule: messenger RNA, 665 nt
Organism: Aspergillus vadensis CBS 113365
Lineage: Eukaryota; Fungi; Ascomycota; Eurotiomycetes; Eurotiales; Aspergillaceae
Exons: 1
Coding region: 111-563 (150 amino acids)
Source: RefSeq, a predicted model, not a curated record
GACACUCUAUUUAUAUCUCGACCUCUGUCCAUCCCUCAUUGUACCUCCUAUGCCAACAGAUUGUCAUCUAUACUACAUCCACUUGCAAAGCUCAAGAACAGACAGAUACAAUGAGCGGCAUCAACCAAUCGGACAAAAUCCCCUCUACUGGAAAGCCUGCACUUUUCAAACUGCCAGAAAAAGGCGACUACAGCUUGGGUGCUGAACCGCCUUCUGCAUCCAACCGUCUGACAUACAAUACCGAUGAUGCUUCUACCCUAGAGCGGUUCAAAAUCCGCGAGCUCUGCGAAGGCUGGCCUCUUCACCGCGAUGCCUGCGAAUGGUCUGAUCUGAGGGAGAUUUUCGAUCCCAAGGCCUUCAUAAAUAUCAGCUGGCAGCAAAACUAUCGAGACAAGGCCAUUGAUACUUGGGCUGAAGGGUGGGCUAAGGGUGAAUUCAUUUGCCAUCGGGUCCUGGGUCACGCCGUCGAUAUCAAGGGUGAUCGUGCCAUCGAUAAAAUGAAGUGUACGAUUUCCUGGCGUUUUGCGGAUGAGAAUGGUGUUGAAUGGGAUUGUGACUGGUAAUUCUCCCCUGUCUCAGAUAUGAGUCUACUAACAUGGAUGGUUUUAGUGACUGUCGCUUUGGAUAUUUUUUGAAGAAGCAGCCGCAGGGCUGGAAAAUCCUCU